AUGGGCUCAUCCGACCUUUGGGUAGCAUCCAGAUCUUGCUCCUCCUCCGCUUGCUCCAAUAGUGUUUGUUUCUACGGCCCCUCCAAAGCUACCUCAACGGGUGCCACCUUCUCCAUCCAAUACCUCAAGGGAAGCGUCAGCGGGCCCAUCUACUGGGACUCAAUUCAGAUUGCUGCCGUCACGACUAUCCAAGACGAGCCCCUCGAGCGUGAUUUUGAUGGCUUCCUCGGCCUCGCGCUUCCGCUCAACUCCAUCAUCGCUAGCAUCCUCCCGCCCUCGACCGGAAAUUUUCCCUAUGGCACCGUCUUUGCCUCGAACCUCUUCGGCAUCACCCCUGUCGGUUCUGCCCCCGCCGCGCGCUUCUUCUCGCUCGCACUCUCCCGUCCCGACUCCCUCGAGGUUACCUCGCUGCUCGGCAUCGGCCAGCACCCCACCGCGCUUGUCCCGGAUCUGGCCAAGAUCACAUACUCACCCGUGAUCACGUCCAACAUGGGCAGCAAAUUCUGGAAGACCAACGUUCGCGGGGUCACUGUGUACGUCGACGGUCAGAGCUGCCCGCUCAUGCUCUGGCGCUCACAUACGGGCACCGUAUUUCCCACCACGGUGCUCGAUUCGGGAGUGCCGUACAUCCUGACCACCACCGCCAUCGCGAACGGGAUCUAUGGUGCGCUGGGCAUCGGCCCUGGCGCUGACGGACAGUCUAGAAGGUUCAGGGUAGGACAGGGGUAUGGCAGGGCUAAAGAAGGCAUCCAUGCCAAUACACGGCUGACAAUGAUGAGCUUGUCCACAGCUGCAGAGGCCUGUCAUGUCAGGCGCGUAUUGGCAGGGCUGAGUCCCGAUACGCGCCUGACAUGA
This is a messenger RNA of Heterobasidion irregulare TC 32-1, 855 nucleotides long. RefSeq lists its product as uncharacterized. The transcript is spliced from 4 exons. Bases 1 to 855 code for a protein of 284 amino acids. The record is from RefSeq and is a predicted model, not a curated record. NCBI's taxonomy places the organism in Eukaryota, Fungi, Basidiomycota, Agaricomycetes, Russulales, Bondarzewiaceae. Gene Ontology annotation, molecular function: aspartic-type endopeptidase activity. Gene Ontology annotation, biological process: proteolysis.